Insectozyma verbasci is the source of this 1710-nucleotide messenger RNA. The record is from the annotation of a GenBank genome assembly. Lineage: Eukaryota; Fungi; Ascomycota; Pichiomycetes; Serinales; Debaryomycetaceae.
AUGCUUAAUAGGAAGAUAUUUCAGAGUAAAAACCUAUUACUCAUCGCAUUAAUUUCAUUAAUCACAUUAUCUUUAUUAAUUAUAACAACUCAUCCACAAGCAAAUGAAACAACAAAACAAAUAAUAAAUAAAUUGACACCCGGGACAACAGCAACUAAACCAACAAUUAAUAAUACUACUGAUAGUAAUUCAGAGUCACAAGUUGAUGAUGAUGAUGAUUUACAUACAGUUUUACCUGAAGAUACUUCAAAAUUUCAAAAUCAUUUAGAUUUUUGGGACUUCAUUUUUAAAAUUUUCAAGAAAUAUGAAUUAUCAAAAGAUAUACAGCCAUUAAUUGAUUACAAUGAUUUUACUCAAGCAACAUUAGAAGAUAAUGAAAGUCGAAAGGCAUUAUUACAAAAAGCGGAUUUACAUAACGUAGACAAGGUCAAACAACUUCAUAAACUGGUAAUUGACGCAUUACCAAAUAAAUUAUCAGAAAGCGUUUAUAAAAAAGGUUCCACAGGUAUAGUUACCAUCGGUGGUGGUUUUUAUUCGUGGAUGGCGUUUUUACAAAUUUUACAAUUAAGAAAAAUUGGUAGUACAUUACCUGUAGAAUUAAUUAUACCAAGUUUUGGAAGUUAUGAAGAUGAAUUUGAAUUAUGUCAAGAAAUUUUACCUAAAUAUAAUGCUAAAUGUGUUAUUGUACCUGAACAAUUUGGUUCAAGGGUGAUGAAAAAUUGGUCAUUUGGAAGUUAUCAAUAUAAAGCAUUAGCUUUAGUUUUAUCAAGUUUUCAACAUACUUUAUUAUUAGAUUCUGAUAACUCACCAGUUGUAAAUCCAGAUUCGUUUUUCGAUCAACCAGUAUAUAAAGAUAACGGAUUAGUUUUGUGGCCUGAUUAUUGGGUUAGAUCAAUGAGUCCAAAAUGGUAUGAUAUGAUUGAUAAACCAUAUUCAACAGAAGUUAAAGAUAAAGAUUCAAGAUUUCCAUUAACUAUACCGGAAAAAUUAACACCUGAACAAGAACAACAUACUAGAUUCAAUGAUUUAAAAGGUGUUUUAUCUGAUCGUGCAACUGAAUCUGGUCAAGUAUUAUUUAAUAAAGAUACACAUGGUAAAGUUGCGUUAAUGGUUUUAUAUUAUAAUUUGUUUGGACCUGAAUUAUAUUAUAAAUUAUUUUCAUUAGGUGCAUUAGGUGAAGGUGAUAAAGAUACAUUUGCAGCUGCUGCUUUAGAUGUUGGAAAACCAUAUUAUCAAGUUCAUUCACAUAUAAAAACACUUGGUUGGAAAUCACAAGAUGGGGAGUAUCAUGGUAUGGUAAUGGGUCAAAAAAAUCCACAAAUUGAUUAUGAAUUAUUUGAUAAAGUACAAAAGGAUUUAGUUUCCAAAAAUCAAAAUUGGUCAGAUGAAGAAAAGAAAUUAUUUGAUGAUGAUUCAAAUGUACCUGUUUUUACAUUACAUUGUAAUAUUAAAAAAAUUCAUCCACCAGAUUUUAUGAAAGAUAAACUGAUUAUAAAUGAUGAAGGAACAAGUAUGAAUGUUAGAUUUUAUAAUAGUUUUAAAUUUAUGGAUAAAGAAGGUCAAGAAUUAGAUUUUGAAUUAGAAAGAUGGAAACUUGUAAAUAAAGUUGCUUGUGAAGAUAAAAUUAAGUUCAGUAUUUUUAAAGAUCAAGACAUGGAUAAAGUUUGUAGUUUUAUAAAGAAUUCAAUUGAUUUUUAUUCGAAAAAUUAA